AGGGGGCUGCACGGGCUGGCGCUCUCUCUCGCAGGGGGAGUGGACAGAGUCCGGGUUAUUAUUUAUCACGAAACCGGUUUGUUCAUGUAGCAUGUAUUUAUGCGAUGGCGAAAAUGUUGGGAAUCGAUGGUAUGCAGAUUACGUAGCCUUGAACCCUGAGCGUGCAAAUCGUCUACAUCUGUUCUGGAUCUUUCGCUGUCUGUCAACAAUAGAGCCACAAGGCGCUCGGUAGCGCGCUGCACCCAAAGCCAAGUUUCGUGUCGGCGUAAAUGCAUAUAGUCUCGAAGCUUUACAAAUAUUGUUUAGCAUCCUGUUGAUGUAAAUACAGUAACGUAAACUUGGACUGCAUCGUUUGCACGCGCGACGUCAUGCAGUAGAUGAGUGUACAAGGAAGAUGAAUCGAGGUCAGUUGAAAGGGAAUAACAAAGAGAACCUGCUCUGCAGUCUCGCGAGCAACCAUUAGCGGAAGCGGCGCGUUGUUGUAGAGUUUUGACAUUCGAACUUCGCAUGAUCGCUAGAGACGGUUUAGAGCGGAGGCACAGUAACCGACGUUAACCAUUUUGUCGGACUUUUACCGAAUAUAAAUUACGUUAAGAUAGAGACGCUGAGCUUUUCAUUUGCUUCGCGCCGGAUAAACGUUAUUUCAAAUACUGAGCACGCGCGUUUGGGGAAUUACCGGUUAAACCUGGAGUUGGCCGUUGGUUUUUCACCGAUAACUGAAGAAGAUGACGACGACACUUAACAUUAUGUGAAUCAGACGCAACCGUUAAACUUUGUGCUCUGGCACGACCUCGAAGUUGAAAGUGAUUAUUACAUUUAUCAGCAGGCUACUGCCCUGCCCCCUCAGGAGACCCCCUAUGUGGAUUGAAUACACCCCGCAGUUUUACACAGGAUGGGUGAGCUGGAUGUGAGGUCUCCUUUUUGUCAUCAUCAUCAACAACGUAUUUUGAUCUGUGCAUGGAUCCUGCGUUACUUUUAUCACCAAGCACUUCCUGUGCUCCUCUCCAACACCUUAGUUUGCAAGAGUAUUGACUUUAUCUGAACUGCUGUUUUGAGAGGAGAGAGGUUUGGCAAGUGUUUACUUGGUUUGAAGCAACCUCUUCUCGUUGUCACAUAUUUAUACUGCUUUUUUUUCCAUGUAUGGAUAGCAUAUAAGAUUUGACCCGACUUCUCGCUCCACUCAGUGGAGAAAUGUCAGAAAAUCUCAACGACAAUAUGGUCAAGUUCCUUUCCCCCCCUUCGAAGAACAUCAGCGGCUCCAGCUCAGACACGCUGGUGGGCGAGCGUCUCGGUGUCGAGGUCCGCCGUCGCCACCACACCAUGGAGCGAGAACUGCUGAAGGCAGAGCACCACCGUUUCUUCCGCCGCAGCGUCAUCAACGACUCCAAUGCUACGGCGCUGGAGCUGCCCAGCAAGAACGCAAUCCUAACCAUCUCAACGGACUCCCACGCUCUUGUUUGUGAACCUCCUGCCUUGGAAACCAAAGUCGCUUCAGUGGCCACACAAUCUGAAGGGUUGGUUGCACCAGAAGAGGAGGGUGACGGUGUCAAAACAGCUGUAGAGUCAACGCCGGUGUUGGUUGCGAAUACCACACGUCUUCUCGCUGCAGAAGCACCACGUUUGAUUGCAGAGUUGAAGUCUGGAGAUAGUGCUGAUGCAAAACGAGAGGAUGAGAAAGAGGAGGAUGAAGAAGGUAAAGACAAGGCACGAGCUAAGGCAGAUUUGCGGGAUGCGAAGGCGGAGCUGGAAGACAAUGAGGAAGUUGAGACAAACGCAGUCGGGACGUCGCUGGAUGGCCGCUUCUUGAAGUUCGACAUUGAGAUUGGACGUGGCUCUUUUAAGACAGUCUACAAGGGUCUGGAUACUGAAACCACAGUGGAGGUGGCAUGGUGCGAGUUGCAGGAUCGCAAGUUGUCCAAGUCAGAGCGGCAGCGUUUUAAAGAGGAAGCCGGAAUGUUGAAGGGUCUUCAGCAUCCCAACAUAGUACGCUUCUACGACUCCUGGGAGUCAUCCUUGAAAGGGAGGAAGUAUAUUGUCCUGGUGACUGAACUCAUGACAUCUGGGACACUCAAGACGUAUCUAAAACGGUUUAAGGAGAUGAAGAUCAAAGUCCUGCGCAGCUGGUGCCGGCAGAUUCUGAAGGGGCUGCACUUCCUUCAUACCAGGUCGCCUCCCAUCAUCCACCGGGACCUCAAGUGUGACAACAUCUUCAUCACCGGACCUACCGGAUCUGUCAAGAUUGGAGACUUGGGCCUGGCUACCCUAAAGAGGACCUCCUUUGCCAAGAGCGUCAUAGGUACCCCUGAGUUCAUGGCGCCUGAGAUGUAUGAGGAGAAGUAUGACGAAUCGGUGGAUGUGUAUGCCUUUGGGAUGUGUAUGCUGGAGAUGGCUACUUCUGAGUAUCCGUACUCCGAGUGUCAAAAUGCAGCUCAGAUCUAUCGCAGAGUCACCAGCGGGGUGAAGCCUGGCAGUUUUGACAAAGUGGCUAUUCCUGAAGUGAAGGAGAUCAUUGAGGGUUGCAUACGUCAGAAUAAAGACGAGAGGUAUUGCAUCAAGGACCUCCUAAGUCAUGCGUUUUUCCAGGAGGAAACUGGGGUUCGUGUAGAGCUGGCUGAGGAGGAUGAUGGAGAGCUAGUGUCCAUAAAGUUGUUGCUGCGCAUUGAGGAUGUAAAAAAACUUAAAGGGAAAUACAAAGAGAAUGAAGCCAUUGAAUUUUCCUUUGACUUGCAUAAAGACGUCCCAGAUGACGUUGCCCAAGAAAUGGUCGAUUCGGGCUAUGUUUGUGAGGGUGACCACAAGACCAUUGCAAAGGCCAUAAAGGACAGAGUGUCCCUGAUCUCCCGUAAGAGAGAGCAGAGAAAACUUGUGAGAGAGGAACAAGAAAAGAGGAAGAUGGUGCAGGAGAAUGACCCCUCGCACCUUGGACCGCAUAGCGACACCACAGCCAAGCCCCCUGGUCCCGCUCUGGCCUCGGUCAUUAUGGAGUCUGAAGAACAUGAAGCAGACCAGCAACUGCAGCAGCCUGGGGCCUCUGCUUCAACUGUAGGUUUUGUGGACCCUCAAGGUUCAGCGUCUGUCCCUGAGACUCACCCUGCCCAGCCAGGCACAUCUUUCAGCACCGUGCAGCCUGAUCCACAGCCACAGCACCCCAUGACCCAUCCACAAAGCAUGUCCCAGCACCCAGCCCAGGCCCCUCUGCAGCAGCCGAGAAGUACUUUGACCCCGGGUCCCACCGCUCAGACUGGAACUGUGGCCACACCCCAGGUGAUGGGUCAGGCGGCCGCUCUGCCCUCUGCCGUUCAACCUACCGUCCCCUUGCAGUACCAUCAGCCACCUCAAGAUGGCAGCGCCCCCCCUCCAGGCCCUCAAAUCUUACAGAUAUGGGCAUGUCAAGUCAGCCCUCCUGUUUUCUCACCACCUCCAAAUGCUGAACAGCUCUAUUUUCUAUAUCAGGCCCGUCAGGCACCACUGACCGUGUCCCAACCGCAGCCAGUAGAGCAGUCACAACCUCAAACAUCUCUAGUUCCAGCCUCCACAGAAAGUGGUCACUCCGAUGCUGCUUCUGGUCUGAGCGAUGGGAAUGAGGGCAGGCAUGAGGGGCACUCUAUGAAACGACCCCAGAGCCGCUCUGUACGCAGCCAUUCACGCCACGAAAAGAUGGCCAAGGCCAAGCUCAAGCUCAAUGUACUGAAUAUUUCUAAUAUUGGGGACCGAGUCGCUGAAUGUCAGCUGGAAACCCAUAACAGGAAAAUGGUCACAUUCAAGUUUGAUUUGGAUGGAGAUAAUCCUGUAGAAAUUGCUGAAAUUAUGAUCAAAAGUGAUUUUAUCUUGGAGAGCGAGCGGGAAUCCUUCAUAGAGCAGGUUCGAGAUGUCAUUCAGAUGGCAGAUCAGAAAGGAAAAGCUCAGAAAAAUAGCCAAAAUCAGGUAAGCAGUAAUUUGGGCCAGCAAGUACCUGAAAUUUCAACAUCCAGUGUGCCUGGUGUGCCACCUAGCGUAGCAGCACAGGUUGUACAUUCAGCAGGCCGGCGCUUCAUAGUUAGCCCAGUGCCUGAAGCAAGACUUUGUGAGCCGUUUUUUGGACCUCCUUCUGCAAACACAUCAUUUGAAGACUCUACACCAGCAUCUGAUCCCACACCAGCCAGCAGUGUUCAGCAGGACCAAGCUAGCUUUGCACCCGGCUCAGCCCAGAUUUCUGUAGUACCACCCACACCUGGAGGUCAUGCCCCAGAGACUUCUCAAUACCAGAGCACUGUCCCAGCAACCACUGCAACUCUGACAGCAGUCACCACUCAAGUAACCACUCCUACACCAUCUACCACUCAGCAAACCAGAACAGGGAGGAUGUCUCCUUCUCCAGCCCCAACUGAAUCACCAGCUCCACGUCGGCUGUCAAUUCCCACCACUUCCCAAACUCCUCAAAAUGUUGUGGCUGAGAGCAAUGGCUUGGAUCAAGCUCAAGCCGGUAUCCAACAGGUGCAAGUCGGCCCCUCCUCUGUCCCUGUGACGCAACCAUCUGCGACAGGAGAUGGUGAGAGUGAUGUACAGGGGAAGCCGCCUGGAAUUGAAGACAUUCAUGCUUUAGAUCAGAAGCUGCGUUCCCUUUUCAAUGACUCCUCCCAGAGCUCCUCCAACCAACCUGAUGGAUCUGGAGAGACGUCUACAUCCUCUCCACCCAACACUAUCAGCACUAACACUCCUGGUUUUGUCUCCGGUGCGACGCCUACCAGUUUGUCUCUCAGUUCCAGUGGGAACUUUGCACCUGGUGCUUUUGCCUCUAUUGUGACACCUACAAGCUAUGCCCAGACACCAUCUGCAGAUCCGUCCCCACAAAGGCCACAGACCUCUGUAUCUGUAACUCAACCAGAUGGACAGACCAUCGCUGAGGAGAAAGAGCCAGCAACAUCACCACCCAAGAAAGCUUUCAAACUUGGCCGAUUUCAGGUUUCUGUGGCCAGUGAUCAAGACCCAGGCACUGCUCAAGAUCCAGCAGUCAUAGUCUCAUCUUCCUCCAUCACCCCAUCUUCAACAACAUCAUCAUCAUCCUCUUCCUCAUCAUCACCAUCAUCUCUCUCUAGCCCUGAAAACACUGUUCAUAAAUCUCAGAUCCCUCCCAGGGUCAGCCCUGAACCCGUCCCAUCUACCACUACAGUCGGCCGCUUUCAGGUGACAUCUAGCACUGACAUCAAAGUGGGCCACUACUCAGUGACUCCAGCAGAAGGAAAGAGCUCCUCCAUAAGCUCUGCUGAGGGACCAGACUCCGCUAAAGAGUCUAAAAUGACCCCUUCCAGCGUGUCCAUCACGAAUCACUACCUCAGCAGUGACAACGACUCGGAACCAGAAGAUGAGGGCUUUAAACGAGAGAUGAACAAGCUCAGGGAGAGACAUAUGGGUGAGAUCCAGGUAUUACAGAACAAACAGAAGGAGGAAAUCGAGGAACUCUAUACACGUCUGGGCAAAAUGCCGCCCUCUGUGGUGAUCCCUCCAACCGUGGCCAUUGCAGCAGGCAGAAGGAGACCCACUAAGGGCAAGGGGACCAGGUCAAGAAGUGGUAGUGGUACUGGUUCUUUUCAACAAGGGAACAAACAAGCUGUACAGAGUGGAAGUUCAGUCAAUCAGUCAGCCACUGGAAAGACUGAAACCAUACCAGGCUUAAACGUUCAUGUGCAAGGUACCACAAGUCCAGUGAGAGAAGAGAACGGACAGAGCCAUGACCAGGACCAAGCACCUGCUGCUAAUCUGCCACACAAGGGCACAUUCACAGCUGACCUCCAUCAGCUGGUUGAUAACUGGGCCAGGGAUGCCAAGAACAAGAUGCCACAGAUGCCACGUAAAUACUCUGCACCAGGUCAGCUUUGUUCCAUGGGUGGCCACAUGCCAGCCACCAUCAACCCUACAGCCGGGCGGAAGGGUUCACUGUGUGUGCCCAAUCAGCAGUUAGGCUACACCUGCCCCACCUAUAGCAUGCCCCAGUGGGCUCAGACAAGCCCGCUGUCAUCCACCGCUCCCCCCGCAGGACUACAGCAGGGCUUCCUCAUACCCUCAGGAGCUCACCAGUCUGGAAACAGCUGCGGGUCAACCAAUCUACGCACCACUCAGGCGAGCUGAAACAGCAGGGUUGGUUCAAGGAAGGGAAAAGCUGUGCCUCGUGGGGUUGAGAUUAUCGGACCUAGUCCUUUACAUGGACGUGUUUUAUCCGACAGUUUACAUUGGAAAGACUUUCAGGUCCAUAUAAUGUGACUCGGGUUAUUCGAAUCUGCUAUUUAAAGACUGAGAUGAAUGUGUACAUUUGAUAAAGAGGCGCAGGAAGGGUUAAACUGGUUUAAGUCGUCUUAAACAUAAGAUAUAUAGCCUUAUAGUACGGAUACCGUCCUUAUUGUAAUAAAGUCAGGCAGUGAAAUACAGGGAUGGUGUUGCAGUUUACCUACAGAAGAGUUAGUGGAUGAAUGGAAAGAGAAGACCACCACCAACACAAGCCUGAACGAGUGUAUCCUACAUACGAGUCUAGAUUGUUGGAAGACGGAUAAAGAAGGUAGGAAGGAAGGAAUGUUAGGAGUAACGACAUUUUAGAGACAAGUAUUGGGGGACUUCUGUCCUAAUUUGCUUAAGUUGGGCUUUGAAAUGAAAGGAAGAGAAUGUGCAGUUGAGGGAGAUUUAAGCAGGGUUUUAUAGCUCUUCGUACUUGUAUGUAUUUCAUAGCAUUGUUAAUUCGUGGCUUUUUUUUUAAUAUCAUUUAUGAUGAGCUUACAAUAAUACAGUGUAUCUUAUAUAGACAUUCACCACUACUCCCUGUCCAACCCCUUGUAUGUAAGUGGAUAGAAAGCUUAAUUUGGAUGAGAGUGAGCAUCCUGUAUGAAAGCACAUUUCUUCGUCCAAUCACAUGUUGCUUUCAAUUUGAAUUAAGCUAGCCUUAAACCACAGGAUUAUGUCUUCCCCAUCUUUAAAAUGUCACACAACCAUCAAAGCCCUUGCUGUAGUAAAUGAAAUACUUGAUCUUUGUGGUGAAAAGAUUUAAUAUGGUGCAUUUGACUGCAGCAACAUAGAAGUACAGUAUUAAACUACAGCACCUCAUUACCAGUUUGUUAAAUCACUCCCCCAAACCAUUUUUUCUAUACCACAAAUUGAGUGCCAAUCGUUUGCGGAAGUGGCGUCCCGUCACCUCUAAAAUGAUCCGCUUGACUUCUCUAGAGAAGGUAAAUGUUACUGCAAUGCAGAAAACACAGCGUUUAAAGGUUUAACCAACCAGGGAGGGUUUAUUUGUUACUUUUGAUACUUGAGUGCACAGAUUUGAAUCCUUUGUAAUUGACCAAAACCGCAUUUAGACCGUUAAAACCGUUGAAAUACCACUAAUCACAGUCACACGAUCCCGUCACAUAACUGAAAUUCUGAAAACUGCAUGGUUUCACAAUCCACAACUCACAUGUUCCCAUAAAAAAACAGCAUUAAAUUUGUGGGGUCAAAAAUUGCUGCUGAUGUUUUCUUUCAAAAAGCUUCCAUCCAGGGUCCUUUUGUUGAUUAUCUAUGGUUUUGUGU
Messenger RNA from Sinocyclocheilus rhinocerous, 7530 nucleotides. RefSeq names its product serine/threonine-protein kinase WNK1-like. Lineage: Eukaryota; Metazoa; Chordata; Actinopteri; Cypriniformes; Cyprinidae. Gene Ontology annotation, molecular function: ATP binding; protein serine/threonine kinase activity. Gene Ontology annotation, biological process: protein phosphorylation. The transcript is spliced from 25 exons. Bases 1192 to 6105 code for a protein of 1637 amino acids. The record is from RefSeq and is a predicted model, not a curated record.